AUGCAGGAUCUGUUUCUUCCCUCACACACUCGAAGAGAAAAAGGAGAGAAAGAAAGAAGCGGGUCUGUCUGUGGCGGAGGGGUUUUACGGAGCAGCAGGAGGAGGAAGAGGAGGAAGAGGAGUUGGGAUGUCCUGAGUCAGUCCACCGGUCCCAGGGAGCAGUUCGCUGAUGGGACCUGCUGCGCCGCCAUGAGCUUACAAGAUGGCGGCUGCAACUAUGCCGGCAGCGCCAAUUUGGCCUCCAUUACCGGCAGCAUGCGGCGGCGCCUGGAGGACCAGGAGUUCAGCCUGCGGGUCUACCCGGGCUCCCUGGCCGAGGGCACCAUCUACUGCCCCGUCGGCGCCCGCAAGAACACCACCGCCGCCGAAGCCAUCGAGGGCCUCAUCGAGAGGCUGCGCCUGGACCGCACCAAGUGCUACGUGCUGGCCGAGGUGAAGGAGUUCGGAGGGGAGGAGUGGAUCCUCAACCCCAGCGACUGCCCCGUUCAGCGCAUGAUGCUGUGGCCGAGGAGCGCCCUGGAGAACCGCGCUGGCCUGGGCAGCGGCGAGGACUACCGCUUCUUGCUGCGGGAGAAGAACCUGGACGGGUCCAUCCACUACGGCGGCAGCUUGCAGAUGUGGCUGCGGGUGACCGAGGAGCGCCGAUGCAUGGUGGAGCGAGGUUUCCUCCCUCAGCCCGCGGGGAGCGACCCUCCCUCCGAUCUCUGCGCGCUUCCGGAGUUGACGGAGCGAGCCCUUCUGGAAAGCCUCCGCGCACGCUUCCGACAGGAGAAGAUCUACACGUACAUCGGGAGCAUUCUCAUCGUGGUCAACCCCUUCCAGUUCUUGCCAAUCUACAAUCCCAAAUACGUCAAACUCUACGACAACCACACGCUGGGAAAGCUGGAGCCUCACAUUUACGCCGUGGCGGACGUGGCGUAUCACGCCAUGCUGCAGCGGCGGAAAAACCAGUGCAUCGUCAUUUCCGGGGAGAGCGGAUCGGGAAAGACCCAGAGCACCAAUUUCCUCAUCCAUCACCUGACUGCUCUCAGCCAAAAGGGCUUCGCCAGUGGGGUGGAGCAGAUCAUCCUGGGAGCUGGACCAGUGUUGGAGGCCUUCGGGAACGCCAAGACGGCGCACAACAACAACUCCAGCCGCUUCGGGAAGUUCAUCAAGGUCAACUAUCAGGAAAGCGGCACCGUCAGGGGAGCAUAUGUAGAGAAGUAUCUGCUGGAGAAAUCCCGUCUAGUGUACCAGGAGCACAAUGAGAGGAACUACCAUGUGUUUUACUACCUGUUGGCCGGAGCCAGUGAAGAGGAGAGGACAGCUUUCCACCUGCUCAGACCUGAGGAGUACCACUACCUCAACCAGAUGACAAAGAAAUCGCACAAACACCACUGGGACAAUUACUAUGAAAGUGAGCUGCAGGACUGCUUCACAGUAGAAGGAGAGGACCUGAAACAUGACUUUGAGCGGCUGCAGCUGGCCAUGGAGAUGGUCGGCUUCCUACCCACCACACGAAAACAGAUUUUCUCCCUGCUGUCGGCCAUCCUUCACCUGGGAAACAUCCGCUACAAGAAGAAGACCUACAGGGAUGAUUCCAUCGACAUCUGUAACCCAGAGGUCCUGCCCAUCGUCUCCGAGCUGCUGGAGGUGAAGGAGGAGAUGCUGCUCGAAGCCCUGACAACCAGGAAGACGGUGACUGUGGGAGAGAAGCUCAUCGUGCCCUACAAACUUGCAGAGGCGGGCACAGUGAGGGACUCGAUGGCCAAGUCGUUGUACAGCGCACUGUUCGACUGGAUUGUGUUCAGGACCAACCACGCCCUGCUCAACAACAAAGACUUGGAGGACAAUUCAAAGAUCCUGUCUAUAGGAGUCCUGGAUAUCUUCGGGUUUGAGGACUAUGAGAACAACAGCUUUGAACAAUUCUGCAUCAAUUUUGCCAACGAAAGGCUCCAGCACUACUUCAACCAGCACAUCUUUAAACUGGAACAGGAGGAGUACAGGGCGGAGGGCAUCACCUGGCACAACAUCGAUUACAUCGACAACAGCGGCUGCCUCAACCUCAUCAGCAAGAAACCCACAGCCCUGUUCCACCUGCUGGAUGAGGAGUGCAAUUUCCCCCAAGCUUCCAAUCAGACCUUGCUGGACAAGUUCAAGCGUCAGCAUGAAGGAAACAGCUACAUCGAGUUCCCCGCCGUCAUGGAACCUGCCUUCAUCAUCAGACACUACGCCGGAAAAGUCAAGUAUGGGGUCAAGGACUUCAGGGAGAAGAACACGGACCACAUGCGUCCUGACAUUGUUGCCUUGCUUAAGAGCAGUAAAAACGCCUUUAUCUGUGGCCUGAUGGGAAUCGAUCCUGUGGCAACGUUCCGCUGGGCCGUCCUGAGGGCUUACUUUAGAGCCCACGUAGCUUUCAGGGAGGCCGGCCACAGACACACUCAUAAAAGAAAAGGGAAUGACACAACAGGUCCAAGUGCUGUCGUAAAAACUGUUGACAAUUUUAGUUUCCUUCACCACCCUGUUCACCAGAGGAGCCUUGAGAUCCUUCAAAGAUGUAAAGAUGAAAAAUACAAUAUCACCAGAAAGAAUCCACGGACACCUUUGUCAGAUCUUCAGGGCACCAACGCCCUCAACGAAAAGGCCAGCUGGGAUGGCUAUGGCGUUGGAUGUAAUGGUCGCAGCUCCAGAUCAGGUCGCAUCUCUUCAUUGGGCCCCGCCCUAGAAGAAGAUGGGAUCUUCCUCAACUCGGCCAACAGCAAGCUGCUUGAGAGAGCUCAGGGUAUCCUACUGAGAAACAAAAACUGCAAAGCUAAACCGACCCUUCCCAAGCACCUGUUGGACGUGAAGUCGCUGCGCUACCUGAGCAGCGUGACGCUCCAUGACCGCAUCACCAAGUCUUUGCUUCACCUGCACAAGAAGAAGAAGCCGCCCAGCAUCAGUGCUCAGUUCCAGGCUUCGCUCAAUAAGCUAAUGGAGACCCUCGACCAGUCGGAGCCCUAUUUUGUCAAGUGCAUUCGCUCAAAUGCUGAAAAGCUGCCACUGCGUUUCAACGACAGCCUGGUGCUGAGACAGCUGAGGUACACAGGAAUGUUGGAAACCGUCCGGAUUCGGCAGUCGGGAUACAGCAUUAAGUACACUUUCCAGGACUUUGUGAGUCACUUUCAUGUGUUGCUGCCUCGGGGCACAAGUCCAACAAAGUCGGGGAUCAGGGAAUUCUUCAGACGGAUCCACCUGCCGCCCGCAGGAUAUCAAGUGGGCAACACGAUGGUGUUCUUGCGGGAGGUGGAGCGUCAGCGUCUGCAGACCCUCCUUCAUCAGGAAGUAUUGCGGCGAAUCGUCAUGCUGCAGCGGCGCUUCAGGGCGGUUCUGGAAAGGAUGCACUUUGUCAGCAUGCGACGGGCCGCCUGCACCAUCCAGCGAUGGUGGCGACACAGCCUCCUAAAGCAAUCCGCGGUCGAUUUGAGGGUGGAGGAGAAGGCGACCGUGUGUCUGCAGGCUGCGUGGAGGGGCUACCGGCAGCGCAGGAGCUUCCUGCAGCAGCGGGCCUCCGCCAUCGUCCUACAAAGGAGCUGGAGGAGCUGCUGCCGUCGCAGAUGUGCGGCGGCUACGACCGUUCAGACGGCCUGGCGAGGGUUCAGGGACAGGAGCCACUACUGCAGAAUGCAAAGGAUAGUCACACAGUUCCAGGCUGUCAGCAGAGGGCACCUGGCCCGACUCAGGUAUGAAGACCUAAAGCAACAGCCCGAGAAACUCGGGAGACAACUCCACCCGCUCCAUCCACCGGCAGUGGUGGACACAGGUACUUUAGAGGACUUUGCCUCACCAGGACACAGAGGCUAUGUCGAUUCAGAGCCUUCUACUGAGUCAGAGCAGUUUUUGCUUGAUGGGACCGAUACGCAGCGAGAGGAGGACUCGGAGCGGAGCAGGGGCGCGGACAAAUAUAGCCACAAAAACCGAUCGAAACGAGAGAGCAGGAGAAUGAGAGAGAUGGAGCAGGCCCAGUUCAGCUUGGAGCUUCUCAAAGUCCGAACUACCAGCAUGGGGGGUCCGCUCGCAGAGGACGGGAUGGCGAGCGGCGGCGCUGUUCAGGGAGAUGAGCACCGACAUUCACCACAUGGAUCCCCAGCUAGUCAGGGCAGCUUUGAGCUGCUCAGCGUGGAAGACAUGGAGACGGAGGGCUCGACUGCAACUGAAGGACAACCCCAAACUGUGGAUAUUCUCAGAGAUUCUAACCACAAUGAGAAGCCUCUGAUGAAGCCGCUGAGCAAGGCGGACGGGCCGAGAGCUAUGUUUUUUAUUGCCUCGGACCAAAGCCCGGUUCAUGAACCGAAACUCAAAAGCCCCGCAAAAUCGCAGAAAGACAGGAGAGACUCCACCUCUCGGCGGCCUGUGGUGGUGUUGAUCAGUAUGCAGAAGGAGAGUCCUGUGGAUGAGGGAGAGCUGCUGGGAGCCCAAACCCUGGAGGGAGCUUCUCAAGUAGAAGUAGGGGGCUCAAAAAUGGCCCCUAUCGAGGGCUCGGAGUUGGAAUCACACAAGGAAGAACCUUACACAAAUUCCACCCAGGCCAAGAGGGACACAUUUGGCGUGGAUAGGUCUUCUAAGUUUUCACCUCAAGCCACGUGUGGAGAGAACCCACAGGAUCCGGGAGUUUUUGUCCCUCCAGUGGACAUUCAGAUUGCCCAGCCGCCCAAGUCAAGUGUUCCCACUGUUCCCAGUGCUGCUCCCAGUCAACAGGAAAAGGGGACGAUCCGGCCCGCUCAGGAUGCACCCAGCGCAAUCCUGGAGACCAAACCGCCAAAAGCUCAGAAGAAAAGCUCCACCCAGACUGUGAUUGUGAACAUGGUGGAGAAGCCCUCCAACUCUGUCUUUUCCCCGCCCAGACGCAAGCUGCCAUUCUCCAAGUCAGACAAGGAUUUGGUGAACCAGGAGAGAUCGCUGUCUCUCUCAAUGUACAGAGAUGACUCCAAAUCUGCUGGAUCCAGAAACAAAGAGGUGGGCCGCCCCGGCCCCAAAAAGAAAGCUCGAAUGUCCCGGACGCGCUCCGACUUCCUCACCCGCUGUAACUCUGAAGGGGCCACCCAGUCAGAUGAUGACGAUGAAUACUACAUCCCUGCUCACUCCUGCACGCUGCCCCCCUCCUUGUCUCCCCCACGUGCCCACCCUGAGGCCGACUGUCACAGUGACUCCGAGAUGUCAUCUCACAAAGACCAGAAAAAGAUUCAUAAGACCAUGUCAUCUGGAGAUCUUGGCAAAGUGGAAGUCCUCAGGAAAACCAGCAGUCAAGAUGGAGGCAGGAUGAGAGGGAAGAUGCGAUUCUGGAGUAAGACGAAACACGGUGAGAAAAAACUUUCAAGAGAGAAGCAGGCCAGUAGGGGCGAGGCUGGAGAGACACACGAGGGAUUAUCUCCUCCUCACAGUCCAGAUUUGGAGGCGGCUACUCCUCGUGGGGUUCUGGAUAGCAAAGAGAACAAGGAGCUUUCUCCCAAAAUGAGGCGGCGCCGCAGCGUGAAGAUCAGCAGCAUCACUCUGGAACCUGCCCAGUGGCAGAACGACUCUCUGCACAUCCUCUCAUCAGCCCACGACUACCGCAGCAUGAACGACUUCCUCAUGAAGAAGAUUGCCGACCUGGAUUCUGAAGACAGUAAAAAGGACACCAUGGUAGAUGUUGUCUUUAAGAAAGCGCUGAAGGAGUUCCGAAUCAACAUUUUUAACUCGUACUCCACUGCCCUGGCUAUGGAUGAUGGGAAGAGUAUCCGUUACAAGGACCUGUACGCGCUGUUUGAGCACAUUCUGGAGAAGACCAUGCGCCUGGAGCAGAGAGACUGGAGCGAGUCACCCGUGAAAGUUUGGGUCAACACCUUCAAGGUCUUUCUGGAUGAGUUCAUGACGGAAUACAAACCCAUGGAGGGAACCAUAGGCAGGGCUCCCAAACGUGAGCGCAAGAAGUCGAGGAAGAAAGAAACUGACAUUGUGGAGGAACACAACGGCCACAUCUUCAAGGCCACCCAGUACAGCAUCCCAACCUAUUGCGAGUACUGCUCCUCCCUCAUCUGGAUGAUGGACCGAGCCUGCGUCUGUAAAUUGUGUCGCUACGCCUGCCACAGGAAGUGCUGCUCCAAAAUGACGACCAAGUGCAGCAAAAAGUACGACCCGGAGCUGUCGUCGAGGCAGUUUGGCGUGGAGUUGUCCCGUCUGACGAGCGAGGAGCGCACAGUACCCCAGCUGGUCGAGAAACUCAUCAACUACAUCGAGAUGCACGGCCUGUACACGGAGGGCAUCUACAGGAAGUCGGGCUCCACCAAUAAGAUCAAAGAACUCCGACAGGGGCUCGACACAGAUGUGAACAGUGUGAGCUUGGAUGACUACAACAUCCACGUCAUUGCCAGUGUGCUCAAACAGUGGCUUCGGGACCUCCCCAGCCCUCUCAUGACCUUUGAACUUUACGAGGAAUUCCUCAGAGCCAUGGGUCAACCUGACAAAAGGGAGGUGAUCCGAGGAGUGUAUUCAGUGAUUGAUCAGCUCAGUAGGACACACCUCAGCACGCUGGAGCGCCUCAUCUUCCAUCUGGUCAGGAUUGCCCUACAGGAAGAGACGAACAGGAUGUCUGCCAACGCCCUCGCUAUUGUGUUUGCUCCCUGCAUCCUCCGCUGCCCCGACACCAUCGACCCGCUGCAGAGCGUCCAAGACAUCAGCAAAACCACAGCCUGUGUGGAGCUGAUCAUCAACGAGCAGAUGAGCAAGUACAAAGCUCGCCUAAAGGACAUCAGCAGUCUGGAAUUUGCAGAGAGCAAAGCCAAGAGCAGAUUGACCCACAUCAGGAGGUCUAUGAACAAGAGCCGUCUCCGGCAAAGCAGCACGCACGCGGCCUCGCCCCCUUUGAGCCCCAAAGCGCCGCCUGUGGUCGAUGGAGAAGCGGCAGGAGGAGGAGAAGGAGGAGGAGGAGGAGGAGGGGGUGGGGGUGCAGAGGGAGCAGAAGAUGUGGCAGAGGGUGGGCUGAACGAACAGCAGCAACUGGCCAUGCAGCAGGAGGAGCGAAUCCUCACCGAGCAGAUCGAGAGUCUGCAGAAAGAGAAGGAGGAGCUGACGUUUGAGAUGUUGAUCUUGGAGCCACGCGUGUCCGACGAUGACACUCCCGAAUCUGAGGCCUCGAUUGGCACAGCAGACAGCUCGGAGAACAUCACCAUGGAGACGGAAGGGGCCUCGUCCGACCCCUCUGAGCGUGGCACAUACAGGUCCAGGAAGUCGGACGUAAAGAGCAGAAGAGUUCUGCGGCGCCAGCCCGACUCCCAGGACUCUGCGGACUCCAUCUCCACCAUCUCCUCCUCGACUUAUCAUCCCUCGUCCUCUCUCUCUUCCAACGCAUCUGGCUCCCCGUCGCCUCACUACCGUUUCCGCUCCUCCUCCUCGGGGCCCCUGCUUACAUCCUGCGGCUUGGGGGCCCCGCUGGCGGAGGCAGAGGAGGGCGGCAGAACGGGGAAGACGCGCCUCAGGCUGAGGCUGAGCCGCAGCUCGCCGCGCGACUCCUCGGGGAGCCAUCGGAGGGAAUCGGACUUCAGCUCGGGCCCCCAGCAGCUGGUUCUGUAUGGCAGCAACGAGUUCAUGGUGUGA
Menidia menidia (Atlantic silverside) is the source of this 7590-nucleotide messenger RNA. The record is from the annotation of a GenBank genome assembly. Lineage: Eukaryota; Metazoa; Chordata; Actinopteri; Atheriniformes; Atherinopsidae.